CCCUUGGGACAUGAAGUGGAUACUGUUCUUUGGGGCCCUGAUCGGGCUCAGCAUCUGUGGCCGAAAAAGGUUUUUUGGGGACCAAGUUUUUAGGAUUAACGUCAGAAAUGGAGACGAGAUCAGCAAACUAAGUCAGCUAGUGAAUUCAGACAACCUUAAGCUCAAUGUCUGGAAAUCUCCCUCCACCUUUGGUCGUCCCAUGGAUGUCCUGGUCCCAUCUGUCAGUCUGCAGCCAGUGAAAUCCUUCCUGAAGUCCCAGGGCUUAGAGUACUCCGUGACAAUUGAAGACCUGCAGAUUUACCGUGAGAUGGACAGCAUUGCUGGAGAUUUUCCUGAGUUGGCGAGCAGGGUGAAGAUUGGGCAUUCGUUUGAAAACCGGCCCAUGUAUGUACUAAAGUUCAGCACUGCAGAAGGCAGGCGGCGGCGGCCGGCCAUUUGGCUGAACGCAGGCAUCCACUCCCGGGAGUGGAUCUCGCAGGCUACGGCGAUCUGGACCGCGAGGAAGAUUGUAUCUGAUUACGGGAAGGAUCCAGCCAUCACCUCCAUUUUGGAGAAAAUGGAUAUUUUCUUGUUGCCUGUGGCCAAUCCUGACGGAUAUGUGUACACACAAACUCAAAACCGACUAUGGAGGAAGACACGGUCCCACAAUCCUGGAAGCCCUUGUGUUGGCGCUGAUCCAAAUAGAAAUUGGAAUGCUAGUUUUGCAGGAGAGGGAGCCAGUGACAACCCUUGCUCUGAAGUAUACCACGGACCCCAUGCCAACUCGGAAGUGGAGGUGAAGUCGGUGGUAGAUUUCAUCCAAGAACAUGGGGAUUUCAAAUGCUUCAUCGACUUGCACAGCUACUCACAGCUGCUGAUGUAUCCGUAUGGGUACACGGUCAAGAAGGCCGCAGAUGCUGAUGAACUGGACAAGGUGGCGAGGUGUGCGGCCAAGGCUCUGGCUUCCCUGUCGGGCACUACAUACCAAGUGGGUCCUACCUGCACCACUGUCUAUCCAGCUAGCGGGAGCAGCAUUGACUGGGCGUAUGAUAAUGGCAUCAAGUAUGCAUUCACGUUUGAGUUGAGAGAUACUGGGCACUAUGGCUUCCUCCUGCCAGCCAACCAGAUCAUCCCCACUGCAGAGGAGACCUGGUUGGGCCUGAAGACCAUCAUGGAGCAUGUGCGGGACAACCUCUACUAGAUGAGGAGCCCCACUCAGUCUCCAGUUAUUUCUCCCCGUGUACGCGUGCUCGCUAAAGCCACAAUUAAAGGGAGCUUGUUCUUCCAUGUGUGACUCAGAGCCCUCUGGUUUUGUGGGGGGCACAUGUCAGCCCCUCCCCAGCC
This is a messenger RNA of Odobenus rosmarus divergens (Pacific walrus), 1323 nucleotides long. It is a transcript of the gene CPA4, whose product is annotated as carboxypeptidase A4. The transcript is spliced from 10 exons. The record is from RefSeq and is a predicted model, not a curated record. The coding region runs from base 11 to 1180 and encodes 389 amino acids. NCBI's taxonomy places the organism in Eukaryota, Metazoa, Chordata, Mammalia, Carnivora, Odobenidae. Gene Ontology annotation, molecular function: metallocarboxypeptidase activity; zinc ion binding. Gene Ontology annotation, biological process: proteolysis.